GAGUCCUGUUUUGGCCAAAAGUCCGACCUACAAGACACGCCACGAGACGGCGCAGCGGACCGAACGCAUCCUCAUUCGCGUGACGCCCGAGGAGAAGGCCGAGAUCGAGGAAACGGCGAGGAUCUUCGAGCAAUCGAUCGCGGAGACGGUGCGUAAGGCCGCGCUCAAUGUGCGCAUGGCUUCACCUCCGAGCGCGGAGAAUUUCGAGCAAUGGAAGACGAUGGGGAAGGUCUCACAGACCAUCAACAUGUUCCUUCGCCACCUGCACCGGGCGCAUCAGCGGCUCGAUGAGAAGGAGGUGUCAGGAGUGAUCACCAAGAUCAACAGAGGCAACGACCUGGGCGCGACCUUGCGUUACGUCUACAGGGAGGACGCCACCCCCGAGGUGGUCGCGGGCACGGCUGUGGGGAGCAGCCGUGAACAGAUCGAACGCGAUAUGAUGAAGGCCAUCGACCGGCGCGCGGACCUCAAGAACCCUGUCGUCCACAUGAUCCUCUCGAUCCCCAAGGAAGAGCACCUGACGCUCGAUCAAUGGGGUGAGGUUGCCGAGGAAUACACCGAGCGUAUGGGCUUUGGUAAGGCGCCCUAUAUCGCCGUGCGUCACCAGGAUACCGAGCACGAGCACAUCCACAUCGUGGCCUCGAGGGUGGACGUGUUUGGCCGACCCAUUCGUCUCUCCCACGACUAUUACAAGAGCCAGGAGAUCGCGCGCGAUCUGGAGCAAAAGUACGAACUCGGGCGCGUGCGCUCGUCAUGGGAGCGCGAGACGAAGGACCGCUCUCAGGGCGAGUAUCACCUGACCCAACGCACGGGCGCGGAGACGCGCAAGGAGCGGGUGCGGCGCGAGCUUUUCGGGGCGCUGGAGCAGUGUAAGGACGUGCCCGCGCUCGCGUCGAAGCUGCGCGAGAAGGACAUCGAGCUUGUCCCAAAGGUCACCUCGGAUCAGUCCAAAGUCGUUGGCGUCGUGUUCAAGGUCGAGGGGUGGCACAUCCCCGGUUCACGUAUCGAUCGCGCGCUCUCGUGGAAUCGGAUCGCGGAGAAGCUCGAGUAUGAACACGCGCGCGACUUCUCGCGCUUGAGCGCGCCACCCGAAGCGCCAGCCCGAGCAACGGGUGAGGUCAGCCAGGCGUCACCGAAUACACCAGGAAGAGAGAGCGCGGCGGAGCUGAUGCGGCCUGUGGUGCCUGAACCUGUGUCACAGGAGAGCGGCCAGGAGAAGCGCGAGCGCGUGCAAAACGAGCUGCAAGCUGCGCUCGAAAAGGCGCCUUACCAUAAGGGCUGGGAGGCGUGGGCAAAGGCCCUUAAAGAGCAAGAGAUCGAGGCGAUCCCCAAGGGGACCCAGAGCGAGGAAGGCAAGCUGCGAGGCAUGUACUUCGAGAAAGAAGGCGUGCGUUUGCCCGGCUCGAGCGUGGGCCGCGAGUACAGCUUUGGCAACCUCGAGCAGCGCCUCGGUGUGUAUGAGAAAGAGCGAGACGCCGUAGCCUUCGCGCGCGUGCACAUCCCCGGUGUGGGAGAUCAGGCGAUGCCUUCUCGUAAGGAGCAAGCGCGCGAGGAGGCACCUGCUGUCGUGCAAACUCCCUCCCCUGAAGCAAGCCGGUCGCGCGCUCCAGAACAUGGCGUGAGGUCUGUCCAGCCGCCGCAGAUAACGCCAGAGGAGCGUAAGGAACACAUGGUUGCUGACAUGCGUCAGGCGCUCGAGGACGCGACGGUAGACCAGGGUUGGAAGGCGUGGACCAGAUCGCUACGCGAGCAAGGCGUCGAGGCGAUUCCGAAGGGCACACAGGCUGAUCCAGGCAAGCUGCGAGGCAUGUAUUUCGAGAAGGAAGGUGUGAGAGUCCCUGGGUCCGAGGUGGGGCGAGCGUACAGCUUUGGCAACCUCGAGAAGACGCUCGGAGCCUAUGAACGGGUCAGGGAUCAGGCCGCGUUCGAGCGCGUGUAUGUGCCGGGUGCAGGAGAUACGGAGGUGUCUGUUUCUGUAGAGCAGGGCCGUGAAAACACGCGCGGGGAGAUGCACGCACCUUCGCCCGAAGCAAACCAAACGAGGACUCCAGAAGACGAAGGAAGGCAGGCUCUGCGACAAAGCUCGGCGCUCGGGGAGCGUGAGGAGCACACGAGUGAUGUGACGCAGCCGGAGGCCGAGGAUACGCCGAGAGUGGAGGGGGAACACGUGGCAGAGCAGCAAACCGUCGAGGAACAAAGUGUCGAGCAUGCCGUUGGCCACGAUGGUGAGAAGAGCACGGUGGAGCUGUUCUGCGAACAGCUUAAAAGGGAGCAGGAGAAAGCAGCGGUCGACGAGGUUGUUGUUGAAGAAGAGGGCGCACCUCUUCCAGCAUCCAAACCGAUUGCGCCCGAUGUCGAAGCUCCUGCCCCGGCAUCAACGUCACGUUCACCUGAGACAUCACGAGCCUCGCUCGAAGAGAGAAACGCCCCUGGAGUAGAGGACCAGAGGCGCCCACCCGAGGUAAGAAAAGCACGCACAGCAUCGCGAAAGAGUGAGAGUGAACGCGUGCUCGAUGAAGCCAAGCGUGUGGUUCAUGCCAUGGAUCGAACCGCCGAUGAAGAGCUCAUCGCGCGUCUUCGUGGCCGGAACUUGCUGGCCGGGCUCUCACGCAAGCCUGAAGACCCCAGAAACAAGCAGCGAGAGCAGCGCGAGCGCCAAGAUCCUCCGGGGAGCAGGCGCAACCCUCUUUCUCCUGGAGAUGUCCAACGCAAGAUCCUGGAGACCGAGAAGCCAUCGGCCAAGCUCGACCAGGAGCCGUUUAUGGGGGCGGUGAAGGAGGUUUUUUACACCAGACAGGGUCGCGUCGCGUUGCUCGAAGGAGAGCGCAAGAUAGCCCUCGUGGCACUCAAGGAAUACGAUCCUCGCUUUGUUCAAGGCCGCGUCUUCUCGAUCACCCCUGACCAGGAAGGGAAGGGGAUCGUGAUCGAUGAGAUCUACCGAGGCAGGAUCGAGAACCCGUUCAACGCCGAGGAGGCGAACCUGCGCUUCGAGCGCUACGAGACCGAGCGUGUGCCCGUAAAAAAGGAGCCGUUUGUCGGGCAGGUCAAGGAGACCUUCUGCAUCGAAAACUAUGGUCAGGUCGCCAUCGUCGAGAACGAAUCGCAUCAUGCGGUGGUCCGCAUCCAGGGACAUGAAGAGCUGCUCCAACCUUAUCGCUUUGUCACGGUUUCGCCCCAGGAAGAGGGAGGCGUCGCGGUCGAGUACACGUUGGGGAGCCGAGACAAACCGCUGACGAUCGAGCAGCUCAGAGAGCUGGACGGCAGCCUCCCCACGCAAUCCGUUCGCGCGGAUAAGGAGGCCAUCAAGGGUCAGGUUCUUGGCACAUUCUACGUCGAACGUAUCGGGAGAAUGGCGCUUGUUUCAGAUGGGAAACAGCAUUCGAUCGCGAAGAUUCCUUACCUUGACCGAGAGCAUUUCGAGCAUGGAGCUCACGUCGAACUCUAUCCCAAUCCCGAGGGGCGCGGCGUCCUCUUGAGCCCUCCAAAGGGGCGUGUGGAGAACCCCUAUGCGCUCGAAGAGGUCGAGCUCGCGCUCUUUAAAAGGGAAACCGAGCGCGUGGUUGUCUCGUUGGAGUCGGCUCGAGAAGCAGGCGGCGUAUAUCCCCAUCAGACGCAGCUUCGGGGCAAGGUUCGCGAUGUGUUUCACAUCGAAGGCCAAGGCCAAUUCGCGCUGCUGGAGAACGAAUCGCACCAUGCCCUGGUCCCUGUCGAGAGCAACAAGGACGUGUUCGAGCGCGGGAGAGAUGUCACGGUGAUGGCCCUGGACGAUGGGCAGCUCGCGGCGCAAAUCACGCUCGGGAGCAAAGAGAACCCUUACUCUCGAGCGCAGCUCGAUGUGCUCGAGCAAAACCUCGACACCGAGGCCGUACACACGCGCAAGGAAGACAUCAAGGGUAAGGUCAUCGAGACGCUUUAUGUCGAGAAGUGGGGACGCAUGGCGCUCGUGGUGAACGAGGAGCAGCAUGCCAUUGUCAAGAUCCCCUACCGAGAGCGCGAGAAGUUCGAGCGGGGUGCAGACGUCGAAAUCUACCCCAACCCCGAGGGGCGUGGCGUCGUGUUGAGCGCGCCCAAAGGACACCAGGAGAACCCUUACACGCGCGAAGAGGUUGACGCCGCGCUCAUGGCAAAGGAGACCGAGCUUGCAAAGCUCGAGUAUGAGCCUGGUCAUCAGCAUGGCGAGCCACCACAUAUGCGUGGUCGGGUGCGUGAGGUCUUUCACGUCGAGGACCAGGGAGCGUUCGCGCUCGUCGAGAAUGAAUCGCAUCAUGCGCUUGUCCCUGUACAGGGCAAUGAGGUGCUCGCGCGCGGGAAAGACGUCACGGUGAUGGCCGUGGGAGAUGGAAGGUUCGAGGCUCAAAUCACGCUCGGGACCAGGGAAAAUCCUUACUCGAGAGAACAACUCAGUGCGCUGGAAAAAAGCCUCCCCACGACCUCGACGCAUACCCGCAAGGAAGACAUCAAGGGCAAGGUGAUCGAGACCUUGUAUGUCGAGAAAUGGGGCAAGAUGGCGCUCGUGGUGAAUGAAGAUCGCCACGCGGUGGUCAAGAUCCCUUACCGAGAGCGGGAGCGCUUCGAGCGUGGCGCGGACAUCGAGAUUUAUCCUGCACCGAAUGGGCGAGGGGUGGUCUUUAGCGCCCCAAAGGGCCACCAAGAGAACCCUUACUCGCUCGAAGAAGUCGACGCGCGGCUCGCCAAAAGGGAGCUCACGCGCGUCGAGCUCGCGUCCACAAAAGCGCAGCGAGAGCCAGGCGUUGGCGAAGCGCGAAAAGAGGGGGCGCUGAUCCAGGGAAGAGUUCGCGAGCUCUUGAACGUGGAGGGGCGGGGCAAGGUCGCGCUCGUCCAGGGCGACAAGGAGGCCGCGCUGGUGCCGGUGAGCAUCGACCCCGAGGUGCUCGCGCGAGGCAAGGACGUGAGCGUGGUGGCGCUGGACGAUGGGAAGCUCGGUGCGCAAAUCACGCUCGGGAGCAAGGAGAAUCCUUACUCGAGGGAACAACUCGAGGCGUUCGAUAAAAGCCUCGCGACUCGAUCGACGCGCUGGGAUCGAGAGCCCAUCGAGGGGAGCGUGGUGAAGGCGUUCUACGUCGAGAAGUGGGGACGCAUGGCGCUUAUCGCCAACGAAGAGCAACACACCAUCAUCAAGAUCCCCUAUCAAGAGCGCGAGAAGUUUGGGGUUGGCAAGCAGCUCGCCUUGACGCCAAACCCACAGGGUCGGCCUACCAUAACGGAGGUCGAGCAGGAGACAGCGCACACGUCAUCUGGGGUGGCGGAGCGCGGGCCGGUGGGGCCACAGUUUACCGACCAGGCCAGGCAAGACGAAAAGGGUGUGCUCGAGCAGAGCGUUCCACACGAGACACCAUCACCCGCCAGGGACCCCGAAACGACGGAGCAAAAGCCAGCGCCACCCGCAAAACAGAAGAGCUUUGGCGAGCUGCUCAAGGACAAGAUCGAGAAGGAACUCGGACCCAUUUCGCUCGAGAAAGAACCUGUGUUGAGUCGUGAAGAGGUCAGGAUCAGGCUCGAGAUGUACCAACUUCGUGAAGAAAAGAAGGUGCAUAUCAACCCCGAGCGCUUUGACGGGGCGGUGCGCGAGGUGUUUCGUUCAGAAGAUGGCGCGCGGUGGGCUGCCAUCGAUGACGGGCGUGCAGUGGCCAUGGUCGAUGUCACCAGGAAGGAGAUCGUCGGAGAGCUCACGCGUGGCAUGUCGGCGCGCAUCGAGGCCGAACGACCAGACAAGCUCGUCGUGGGGCAGCCGCGUCAAGUGGAGGUGGAGAAGCCUCGUGGUUUGGAGCGAGAAGAUGCUCGUGCUGAACAGGCGAAAGAAUCUCCAAAGGCGGAGAUCGCCGCCGCCCAGUGGAUAAGCGAACAGCGCGCGCUGGGUGAAAAGGUCCGCCUGCUCGAGCCAACACAGCGGGUGCGGGGCGUCGUAGAAGAUAAGGCGAUCGAGCUAAAAGAAGGGACGUUCCAUGUGAUCAGAACGAGGGAGAGCGAGCGCGUGCUUGUUCAGGACGCGAAACUCGGGGAGUCCAAGGGAGAGAAGGCGACAGCCUAUGUGAACCCGUCAGGGAGGACGUUUGUCGAGUCGCUCGAGCGGGACCGCGAUCGUUGA
Messenger RNA from Ostreobium quekettii, 6106 nucleotides. Lineage: Eukaryota; Viridiplantae; Chlorophyta; Ulvophyceae; Bryopsidales; Ostreobiaceae. The record is from the annotation of a GenBank genome assembly.